AAUCAGUCCUUUGAAGGUUGGGAACUAUACGCGAAGCUCGAGAUAGUCUUAUAGCCUGUCAUUGUGGUCUUCAGUGAUCCCCGCGUGAAAAAUGGAGCUUUUUUAGGGUUAGGGUUUCGAUUGGUGCUCUCCAGCUGCGGCAUGUUUUGUGGUGAACUGGUAAUGGGGAUGCAUUACAGGUCAUAGUUGUCCAUCUCUAUGAUGCUUGGAGCAUAAGAUCAAAUAGCAGUCACCAGUUUCUUCUUACAUCCCCUGGUCCAUGGAAAACAGAGCUCUUCGUGCCAUUUUUCAGAUACUAUUCUGGUUGAUUCUGAGUAAGUUUUGUUGUGGGACACCAACAGAUCUUCAAUGUUUAAAUCUCUUGAAACAAUCAGUUAAAGACCCCAAUAAUAACCUUGCAUGGAAUUUCGACAACAAAACCGAGGGAUCCAUAUGCAAGUUAAAUGGUGUAGAGUGUUGGCAUCCUGAUGAAAACAGGGUCCUUAAUUUGAGGCUCUCUAACAUGGGACUUGAAGGUAAAUUCCCCUCCGGGUUGCAGAAUUGCACAAGCUUGACCGGAUUGGACCUUUCGAACAAUAACUUCACCGGACCUAUUCCCACUGAUAUAGCAGUACAGCUGAAGUUUGUCACAAUGCUUGAUCUCUCCUACAACCACUUCUCUGGUGACAUUCCACCAAACCUGUCUGAUUGUAGCUAUUUGAAUGUUAUUAAUCUUCAGGAUAACAGACUGACUGGGCCAAUUCCUUGGCAACUAAGCCGUCUGAAUCGACUCACAACACUAAACGUUGCAGACAACUUGCUGUCAGGACAAGUUCCUUCGUUUGUGAAUAAUAUAUCGAGUACUAACUUAGGAAAUAAUCCUGGGCUUUGUGGAAAUCCUUAUAGUGCUUGCACGGCCACUAAUAAGAAGGAUAGCACUGGAGUAAUCAUUGGAGCAGCGGUUGGUGGUGUGUUGUUUGCCUUCAUUGUAGCUGCAGUUAUUUUAUUCUUCUGUUGCCGCAGAGUAUCUAUCAAAAAGAAGGAAAAGGAUGUAGAAGAAAACCAAUGGGCGAAGAGUAUCAAGGGAACCAAAGCAAAGGUUUCCAUGUUUGAGAAGUCGGUUUCAAAAAUGAAAUUUAGCGAUCUCAUGAAAGCAACUAAAGACUUCAGCAAAGAGAAUAUUAUCGGUACGGGAAGAACAGGCACUAUGUACAAAGCAACACUUACUGAUGGCUCUUUCCUCAUCAUCAAGAGGCUGCAGGAUACUCAACACUCUGAAAAGGAGUUCAUGUCCGAGAUGUCAACGUUGGGAAAUGUUAAGCAUCAAAACUUAGUUCCCCUCAUGGGCUUUUGUAUAGCCAAGAGUGAACGGUUGUUAGUCUAUAAACACAUGGCGAAUGGAACCCUUCAUGAUCAGCUGCAUGUUCGAGAUUCCGAGAAGAAACCAAUGGAGUGGCCAUUGAGGUUGAAAAUUAGUAUCGGAGCAGCAAGAGGACUAGCAUGGCUUCACCACAAUUGCAAUCCCCGGAUUCUUCAUCGAAACAUAAGUUCUAAAUGCAUACUAUUGGAUGAGGACUUUGAGCCUAAAAUUUCAGACUUCGGCCUCGCAAGACUUAUGAAUCCAAUUGACACCCACCUUAGCACUUUUGUGAAUGGCGAGUUUGGAGACUUGGGUUAUGUGGCCCCAGAAUACGCCCGGACGCUCACGGCCACUCCAAAGGGCGAUGUCUACAGUUUCGGGACAGUUCUACUUGAGUUGGUUACCUGUGAAAGACCUACACAGGUCUCUAAUGCCCCGGAAAAUUUCAAAGGCAAUUUGGUGGAAUGGAUCACUUAUUUAUCAAACAAUUCGCUUAUUCAGGAUGCCAUCGACAAGUUUUUAAUCGGUAAGGGAUAUGAUAGUGAGCUCCUCCAAGUUCUUAAAGUCGCAUGUGCUUGUGUUCUUUCUGCACCAAAAGAGAGGCCAAGUAUGUUCGAGGUAUACCAGCUUCUUAGAGCCAUCGGCGAGAGGUAUCAUUUUACUGCUGACGAUGAUAUACUGAUGCAACCCGAGAGCACUGACACCGGUUAUCUUGACGUACUUAUUGUGGCACAGUAAUGAAAAAUUCAAGCAAUGUGAUUGCCUGAUAGUAUGAGCGAAGACGACGGAAAAUUUCAAAGUAUAUAUAUAUGUUGAUAACUUCAGUGCCGAUUGUAGGAAACACGAUAAUCGCCUAAUAAUGUCAUUGUGUAUCAGUUAGAUAUUGAUCAAGUGUUAUCUUUUUUUCGGUUUAUGGGGAGUUAUCACUUGUGUAUAUUGGCUAGCCAUUCAAAAACUCAAGUGUGGGUUAAGGUAUGUGCUGUGGGUAUUUGUAGUUCUUAUGCCUUUUAGGGCUUCUAAUAAUUACCAAGGCUCUUUUAACA
Dioscorea cayenensis subsp. rotundata (Guinea yam) is the source of this 2382-nucleotide messenger RNA. Its product is annotated as probably inactive leucine-rich repeat receptor-like protein kinase At5g48380. Bases 260 to 2077 code for a protein of 605 amino acids. The record is from RefSeq and is a predicted model, not a curated record. Gene Ontology annotation, biological process: protein phosphorylation. The transcript has 3 exons. Gene Ontology annotation, molecular function: protein kinase activity; ATP binding; protein binding. Lineage: Eukaryota; Viridiplantae; Streptophyta; Magnoliopsida; Dioscoreales; Dioscoreaceae.